Messenger RNA from Arvicola amphibius (Eurasian water vole), 1182 nucleotides. RefSeq names its product transmembrane serine protease 11A (gene Tmprss11a). The coding region runs from base 1 to 1182 and encodes 393 amino acids. Gene Ontology annotation, molecular function: serine-type endopeptidase activity. The record is from RefSeq and is a predicted model, not a curated record. NCBI's taxonomy places the organism in Eukaryota, Metazoa, Chordata, Mammalia, Rodentia, Cricetidae. The transcript is spliced from 9 exons. Gene Ontology annotation, biological process: proteolysis.
AUGAGGAGCCCCCUAGAAAGAGCGGCAGAAUAUGGUACCCACAGCAGAGAUCUGAAGCCGUGGGUAAUUGCCCUUCUCACGGUGCUUGCCUUGAUGACGGUGGCAGCGACCAUUGGACUUCUGGCUCACGUUUUAGUCUCUGAUAUUCACGUCAUUAGCAGUUCAGAACGAAAGAGCUCAAAUCAGCUGAAGGACUUACAGGAAGCAAAUGAAGAUUUGGUAGAUGAAAUAUUUAUAGAGUCAGCCUUGAACAAACACCAUGUCAAAAACCAUGUAAUCAGACUAACUCCGGAAGAAGAUGCUGCAGAAGCAGACAUUAUUAUGGCACUCCAGUCCCCCUCUACUGGGCAAAGAACUGUGGGAGAAAAGAACCACAGCAUCUUAACUCAGAAGAAGAGGAACACAAGAGCCUUGCGUGCUGACGUGUCAGUAGUUCAAGUAAAUGAUUGUGGCAAACGAGCUAUCCCGUUAAUUGCCAACAGAAUAGUGUCUGGAAACCCUGCAGCUAAAGGUGCCUGGCCUUGGCAAGUUUCUCUUCAGCGCAGCAACAUCCAUCAGUGUGGGGGCACCUUGAUUGGUAACAUGUGGGUCGUCACGGCAGCACACUGCUUUAGAACCAAUUCAAACCCACGCCAAUGGACUCUCAGUUUUGGAACAACAAUAAACCCUCCCUUAAUGAAAAGAGACGUCCGAAGAAUUAUUAUGCAUGAGAGGUACCGCCCCCCAGCAAGAGACCAUGACAUUGCUCUUGUGCAGUUUUCUCCGAGAGUCACCUUUUCAGAUGAAGUACGUCGAAUUUGUUUGCCGGAACCUUCUGCGUCAUUCCCGCCAAAUUCAACUGUCUACAUCACAGGAUUUGGAGCACUCUACUACACUGGGGAAUCUCAAAAUGAGCUCCGAGAAGCCAGAGUGCAGAUCAUAAGCAACGACGUGUGCAAGCAACAGCAGGUGUAUGGCAAUGAAAUCAAGCGUGGGAUGUUCUGUGCGGGAUAUUUGGAAGGAAUUUAUGAUGCCUGCAGGGGUGACUCUGGGGGACCAUUGGUUGUAAGAGACAAUAAAGACACUUGGUAUCUCCUUGGAAUUGUGAGCUGGGGAGACAACUGUGGUCAAAGGAACAAACCCGGAGUUUACACACAAGUGACUUAUUACCGACGCUGGAUUGCUUCAAAAACGGGUCUCUAA